AUGAAAAAUUACAAAUUUAGAAAGACCAAAAUAGCAGAACAGCAGCAACACAGUAGCGGAGCAACAGUAGCUAUAGAGCAGAACAACAGCAGGGGCAUGCAGCAAGGGCAUAGCAGCAUCUGGUCUGCAGACACUCCAACAGCAGGGGCAUGCAACAGGAGCAACAAAGCAGAAUGCUUAAGCCAUCAAUGGCCAACAUACAAGCAGUCAAAAAAAAAGGAAAUAAGCAUCCAAAGGAUCAGAUACCAAGCACUUCGAAACAAGAUGGGAGAGAAGGCUCAUAUCAGCACAUCCCUAUGUGAUGUAGGCUAUGUUACUGAGGCUAAAGGUGUGGACCACAGAGGAGGGCAUGCCAUUGCUCGUGUUUCUUCUGUUGAUGACUCUGCUGAGUGGUCGAUGGCUCCCCCUAUUGGGCCACCCGAUUUGGUUGCAAAAAAGUUAUCUGGUGUUCCUUUUUCAGGCUUUUGUGGUAUAGAUGCAGGCCUGGAUAAGGCUUAUGCGACUUCUUCUUGGUUUCAUGAGUAUCCGGAUACAGCUGUAAUUCAUCACCCUAUUCUGUUCUUGGAUCAUGCUGCUAUUAUUCUAUCUGACUCGGCUGAGGAUAAUAAAGUUCGUCGACCUUAUAGGAUAGAAAAUUGGUGUUUAUCGGCAAAGGACGUACACACUAUAGUUGACUCUGUAGUUUCAUUGAUCGUCGCUGGUUCUCCGAUGUUUUCUCUGUCUUGGAAUUUAUCUUUCAUUAAAGAUCGUCUGUUAGUUUGGUGCACCUCUCAUAAACGAUUGUGGGGUAUUGAUUGGAAGAAUCUAGCCCUGUCUAUUGGUCAGGCUGCCUCUAGUUUGCAUACUCGAUCUUGUCGCCGUCGUAAUAAGAUUCAUAGUUUGAAGUCCUUAGAUGGUUCUUGGGUAACUGAUCCUAUAGGUAUUAAGUCAGUGGUGCUUUCGUUCUAUCAGCAUUUGUAUACUGUCCAGGGGUCCUCUCUGGUGACAGAAUCUUCUUGUAUUGAUGAUAAUAAGACUCCAGGACCGGAUGGUUUUUCUUUGGCUUGUUUCAAGAUUCAUUGGCAGUUGGUCGGUCCUUCUGUAGUUGGAGCAGUUCAGGAUUUCUUUACUCAUGGCUAUAUGCUAAAGAAGUGGAAUCAAUGCUUUUGUUCUGGGACGUCUUGUGUUAGACAAUGCUCUAAUUACCCACUCUCGUUCAUGAAUGCUUCAAGGGCUAAGAAACGGUAUUAUGUUGCUCUGAAACUAGACAUGAAUAAGGCCUAUGAUCGGGUUCGCUGGGAGUUUUUACUUCAUGGUUUACAGGUGUUGGUCAAUGGGGAUCCGUCUUCCACCUUUCUCCCACAGUGUGGUCUUCGGCAAGGUGAUCCGCUUUCUUCGUACUUGUUUGUUCCCUGUAUGGAAGUUCUUCCCGCCAUAUUACGCAGCGCGGAGAAGCAGUCGUUGCUCAAAGGCAUUUGUAUUUCGCGGGGAGCGCCUUCUAUUUCAUAUUUGUUCUUGGCAGACGAUUCCCUGCUGUUCUUCCAGGUCUCUCCGUCUACUUGUGAUAAUCUAAUGGGCCUUCUUUCGGAUUUUUGUGAUUAUCGGGAUUAUCUGGCUCGUAGUUUAAGGCUUCAAUGUGGGGAUUCUUUGGAUUCUUAUUUGGGAUUGCCGGUUGAUUUGGGGAGAAGUAAGGUUUCGGAGUUUCGCUUCCUGGUGGAUAAAGUGCCAAAGCGUCUUUCUGAUUUCGCCUCACUUCGCCUUUCUUCUGCAGCUAAGUUGGUGAUUAUCAAUCCAGUUCUUGUUGCUUCGUUCAACUAUAUUUUGUCUGUGUUUCAGAUCCCCUCCUCGAUCUGUCAACAUGUUGAUCGAAUGCUUGCUUGUUUCUGGUGGCGCUCCUCAUCUUCGUCUCGGGGGAUAACCGUUCGCUCUUCUUCUCUACUUCAUCUUCCUAAGGGCUUGGGCGGACUAGGGCUUCGUAGUUUAUAG
Molecule: messenger RNA, 1965 nt
Organism: Chenopodium quinoa (quinoa)
Lineage: Eukaryota; Viridiplantae; Streptophyta; Magnoliopsida; Caryophyllales; Amaranthaceae
Exons: 10
Coding region: 1-1965 (654 amino acids)
Source: RefSeq, a predicted model, not a curated record